AUGAUCAUUCGACGAAAGAGUUUGGCCAAAGCAGUCUUUCUGCUGAUGGUUAGCAGGGAAACGCAUGCAUUUACUCCUUCUAGACUGGUUAGAGCAGGACUUUCGUCGCCGGGCGCUCUCGUAAGCCAUCUAUCGUCUCGGAAUGGCGCGAGAUUUCCUCAGUCUCGUUUGUUUGCCUCUACUACCGGCACACUCCCUGAUGUCGAAGGUAUGCGCGCGGGUGAAAUCAAAAAAGAGCUAGAGAGCUAUGGAAUUAGCACGAUUACUUUUCUGGAAAAAAGUGAGCUGGUCGACGCACUGAAAGAUGCGAGAGACAAAGGACUUUCGCCAAAGAAUCCAGCAACCCCUUCGUCGAAUACGGCAUCGUCGACAUCGAGUGGAAAUGGAUCCUCAUCCUCUUCGACUAGUGUGGCAGAGGAUACUCGACCGCGUCAAGAGCGACUCGUCGAAGAAAUGCAGAAGUGUGAAACCAUGAAAGCCGGUGAGCUCAAGAAGGAGUUGGAAGAACGCGGUAUUUCAACCAAAUCCUUUUUCGAAAAGUCCGAGUUUGUCAAGGCCUUGGCGGAAGCUCGGGUUGAUGGCGUGGAAAAGAAAUCGGUUGAUUCGGAAGGAUAUGCAGAAUAUGCGGAAGUCGAAGUGUUGACAGAUGAGAGUUCCGGGCCACGCCAGGGCAAGUCUCAGAUUCAACCGCCUUCUCCCGGUGGUGGGAAUCCGUUUGGUGAUGCCGGAUCCGGUAGCAGUGGCAACCCAUUUGGAGGUAGUAUGGGUGGCAUGGGUGGUAUUGGAGAUAUGCUUAAGAAUAUGGGUAUGGGUGGCAGUGCUGCAGGUGCCAAUCCAUUCGGUGGCAUGGGAGGAAUGAGCGGCAUGGGAGGAAUGGGUGAUGUAAUGGGAAAGGCACAGCAAAUGAUGAGCAAUCCAAAGGUCCGUGAACUUAUGGUCAAGGCGCAGUCGAAUCCUAGUAUAAUGAAGAAAAUGCAGGAGUGUAUGAGCAACCCUGCAGCCUUGGCCAAGUACCAAAAUGAUCCUGAAGUGGCGGAGCUAAUCAAAGAACUGAAAACACUGAUGUAG
This is a messenger RNA of Phaeodactylum tricornutum CCAP 1055/1, 1068 nucleotides long. RefSeq lists its product with no specific name. Bases 1 to 1068 code for a protein of 355 amino acids. The record is from RefSeq and is a predicted model, not a curated record. Lineage: Eukaryota; Bacillariophyta; Bacillariophyceae; Surirellales; Neidiaceae. The transcript has a single exon.